UGUGCUGUAGACUUUUCACGGAAUAAACUUAGUUAGGAAAAAGAUACUAUCUUCGGCUGGCGCUGGUAUUUUUGUGUUUCUUAUAGCAUCGUCCAGCUCGACACGUGCGUCGUAGUUAGGACGAUUGUGUUUUUCGAUACGGCAAUGUGCAGUACACCUUUCCGAUCCAGCAAAACUACUCUAUGCCCGCUUGCCACCGCUGGAUGAUUAUGUGCCCGUAGUGUCCAAAAGGGUAGCGAGCGCAUAUACGCAAACCGCCAGGAUAGCCUAGCAACGGAGUGAAAACGAAAAAAUAACAAUGGGAAACCCAAGCCUCACCUACGAGAUUUUGCUUUACCUCAACUCGUUUUAUUUUGGAAUGUUCGCUACCUGCGAACUCGGUAUGCUCACGCUGAAGGCAGUCAAUUUGAAAUAUCCCGAUCAUAUUCUGUUGCGGGAGGCGUGUAUCCUGGUGGCAUUGUGUUUAGUGGAAACAAUUCGAAUCAUCCUAGGCAGGCGGGGUAGUCUUAGCGACCACGGUUGGCAUGUGAUCCUGUCCGUAUUUCUCACCAUCCCCUGUGGAAUGGGCGUAGGGUAUCUUCUUUUCUACCAGCUGCAUCGACUACGCCUGGAGUACAUCCUAUGUGCCUUAAUGUUAUCACUACAGGCAGCAGAAUUGUUAUUUGCGAUACUGUUCGUAUUCACGCUCUGCCGACCGCCUUCCUACGAUUAAUUUCUACACCAUCAUGAUAACUGCCAAAGCUCUGUAGUAGCUACCGAUUCAACCGACGGACCAUGGUACCGAAUGCGACCCGUAUAUCCCCGGGUAUUCGCGACCGCUCACAUUCGAGCGAUAUCAAAAGCAAUCGCCAACAGUCCAACUCGUCGGUCGCAGUCGACAUCUGCUUGCAUUUGCGCACCAUCGAGGCUAAUAACGGACAGUAUCAUCAUCUUGCUCAAAUGGCCAAACCAACAAAAAAAUGCCAUCGUAAGGCUGGUAGUGACUAGAUGCCAUGUAGUUUAUCGUAGCGUAUUUGAGACCCAAAGACCGAGCAGACUUUUUAUGCCGUCUAAACUGAUUCGUGAACCGUGUGUAUUAGCGGGCAGUCGAAGAGUCUGCCGAUGCUAAGGUAAAACUCAUGGUGUAUUGUAGGAUAGAUUAAUGCAAAUGCCCAUUGCGAACGGCUGUUUUGUUCUAAUCAUAAAUCAUGCACCGCCUUCGAGUGACUUCUUAAUGCACGUCCAGGGAUCACUGGAAAGUUUCGCAAGCACACAUCACUUUUUCGAUACCAAAGAGCUUGAGUUGUAGUCUAGUCAUACUAAUUGUUUACUACAAAUCUUCCGACCAUCGACCAAUGAAGGACCAGUUCAAAGUCCUUACAUUUUACCUAGAGUCUCCAUAAUGUAAUAUACCUAACACUUUUUCUAUCUUGCCAUAGACAUAAACCUUUAACGUUCUCAAAUAAACCUUAAAAAAAUCAAAAUUUUGCUAGCAAAUAGAUAUCAGAUACAAAAGCGGGUUUCAGAAAACCUAGAAACUAGGCAAUUAUUGACACGGAUGUAUGCGGAAAUUCGUAGAUAAUUUUGAGGCGUAAAAUUUGUAAUUGUUACAGCAUGUCAAAUAUCAGGUACUGGCGGAAAGCCGGAAGAAAAAUUGAAAAGCAACUAUUUCAAGACAUAUAAUUCAACCUUAAAAAAUACAUUAUAAAAUUUUGAAAACUGUUUACUUAAGCGUAGCACAACAUGGCGGGAACCAUAUAUCAAUCAACCCAGAACUAGGCGAUUAAUAAGUCCUCAAAAGGACGAUUGUGCAGAAAAAAACAAAAAAAAUGCACGUUUGAAGUUCGUACGAUUACGAUGAUGUAUAUUGACCGUUCAAUGAUGCGUGUCAAAUCGUAUCCUAUAUGGUUUCGCUACCAUUUAGAAAUUACGUGCAAGCAUAAGAUGAUAUUAAUCAAAAUCUUGUACAAUACUUGUAAACACUCAUGUUUGUAUGAUCAGGUAAUGCGUUUAAAAUAUAACAUCACGAAAAGCAAUUAAAUGCAUUCGUUACAAAAUCCUUUUUUUUAUUCUUUUUAUCAACGCUAGGUGUGGUAUGGCAACAACAGUUGUGAUAAUACACGGUUGUAUUGUGAUGCUAAGACGAUAGCUUAAUUAGGCGCCGUUUUAUUCUCGGCUAGAAUCUUUGAUACGUCCUUACACAUAAUUAUUCGGAAACAAAGAGCACAACUUUCUCGUCCGAUUGUAAACAAAAAAAAGAAAUUGAUAACAUUUAGAGAAAAAAAGGAAAACUGUCAUGAAAUAACGCUCAUGCAAGGUAGCCUCUUACAAGAGAUGUAGUAAGAGAAUUCUUAUAACAACAAUACCGCCUGUUGCUUAUCGUACUAAGAUUAAUUCGAAUUUUAUGUUGAUGGUGUUGGAAG
Messenger RNA from Anopheles nili, 2402 nucleotides. Its product is annotated as transmembrane protein 216-like. Gene Ontology annotation, cellular component: ciliary transition zone. Gene Ontology annotation, biological process: non-motile cilium assembly. The record is from RefSeq and is a predicted model, not a curated record. Lineage: Eukaryota; Metazoa; Arthropoda; Insecta; Diptera; Culicidae. The transcript is spliced from 2 exons. The coding region runs from base 299 to 712 and encodes 137 amino acids.